AAUUAUGUUUUGCCAGGUGGCUUAACCACCAGGUGAACAAUAUCUAGUAGAGUUAUCUCGUUUUAGAUGUAGAGUUUCAUUCUGAAAUAUUAAAAGUACAAAAUCUAGUUUCAUGGUGCUAUAAAAUACAAAAAGUGGUUCGAAUUUUCAAAAUUUUAAAAAUUCUCUUGUGGCAGUUUGCGUGACAGGUGCGGAAAUAAACAAAUGAACAAUGUCAACUGAUAGGUACCACAAAGCUGCCAAAGAUGGCAUGAUAGAAGUACUAAAAGAAGCAACUAAAAGAGACUGCAAUGGACGAGACGAGCAAGGAAUGACUCCGACUCUUUAUGCGGCGUUUUAUGGAAAUUUGGAAGCACUUAGAUUGUUAUGUGGUCGAGGGGGAGACCCGGACAAAGCCGACCUCUUCGGCAACACAGCUCUGCACUUGGCCGCGGCCCAAGGCCAUAAACACAUCGUCACAUUCCUAGUCAAUUUUGGAGCCAAUAUUUACUCGACUGACAUCGACGGCCGAACCGCUCAAGAACUGGCCGGGAUGAACAACCGCGACGACAUCCUCCGGUUCUUAGACGGUGUCCACGCCAAACUGGAAGCCGGAGACAAAAAGAAAGCCAAAACACUCAAAGAAAAAGCAAAGAAAGAGUCAGAAAAACGCAUCAAAGAAUUUAACAAACGUCAAGUCAAAAAAGAACAAGUUCAAGAGAAGUUGGAGAAACGAAUGAACAAAGGUCACCAUAGGCCAUCGAUGAUAGAAACGCUAAAAACCAGAAUUAAAAGUGGGUCUAUGUCAAAUUUGGCGAAUCUGGGACCUGCACCUCCGAGGUUCAGUACGAUUGUAGGCAAUGGGACGGUUUCCGGGAUGAGGAAUUUGGGGUCGGUACAAAGGAGGGUUCUUGCGAGCAGGACUACUCGGCCUGGCUUUGAUGACGAUUUCAAGGUUAGUGAAAUUGAAGAUGGAAAACGUUCAGUAAGGUCAUUAACGGGCUACAGGCGGGACUCUGAAGUGCUUUACACGGGUACCAUCGACGGCAGGAGAGGCCGUUUGGAGUCAGUUUUUAAUGAAGCUGAAUAUAUUGACUCGUCACCUCCACCACCACCGUCCAGUAAUGGUCUCAUUAGAUCCAUGUCUCAGCCUGAUUUCAUGCACGAACUAGAAACAAACGGCGAUAAUAAAAUCCAACAAGAACCAGCAAGUAUUUUUGUCAGGCCAGGAAUUGGUAGUAUAGCUUUCCGGAAGAGCAUAACGAACACUUUCCAAGGCUUUUAUUCUAGCGAAGGCCCCAACGAGGAAAGUUCAAUCGGAUCUGGGGAGAGUUACGGACCCAGAACUAACACUCUGUCAAUCGAUGAGCUUACAGACCCAGAAUCCAGUGAUGAUGACAAUCCAAAUGCUCCCUUAGAACGUUUUUUGACAGCUUGGGGUUUAGGAGAGUAUCUUCCUCGUUUCGAAGAACAGAAAAUCGAUUUGGAUACUUUGAUGAUACUGACAGAAAACGAUCUCCUAAGCCUAAAAUUGCCACUAGGGCCCCAUAGAAAACUUGUGACUGCUGUCAGUGAACGGAAAGCCGCACUGGAAAAUCCCGGCGAAGUUACAGAUAGCAUGUUGUAAAUAUAAAGUCAAAAUGUAUUAUUUAUUCACUGUUUUGAAAUAUAAUAACGGUAUUGUAUGUA
This is a messenger RNA of Tribolium madens (black flour beetle), 1668 nucleotides long. RefSeq names its product Usher syndrome type-1G protein homolog (gene Sans). Gene Ontology annotation, molecular function: protein binding. NCBI's taxonomy places the organism in Eukaryota, Metazoa, Arthropoda, Insecta, Coleoptera, Tenebrionidae. The record is from RefSeq and is a predicted model, not a curated record. The transcript has 6 exons. The coding region runs from base 212 to 1606 and encodes 464 amino acids.